AUGCCACCGCUUCAAUACAACGCAACUUCUCCCGACCCUACAAAGUCACCUGAGGCGGUCGCGAUGCCCCCAGUAGACGGCACUGUACCGCUGGUCGAGGUCGAGCCUUAUACUCGGACGGUGCAGCUGGAUGUGCCGCGUGACACGCCGACCACGCCCUCUACUGGAGGGAAGUCAGGGUUUUCCAGGUGGGGGAAGGCUGCUGCGGCGUCUGGAUAUCUGGACCCCUGGUACAGCAAGUCCGCUGAGGAAUACCCGGCCGGGUACCCCAGUCUGGCCGCGUAUAUGAGUGAUGAUAUAGACGGGCGCAUCUAUCGCCGCUUCAGCUACUUGCGGAAUCGUCUUCUGCUGUACAUGCAAGAUAAGUUGAAUGCGCUAGAGCAGGCUCUCGAGGACGUCGACCGAGAUGAUGAGGAGAAGGCAAAGAACGGAGAACGGGAGGCUCUGUAUCGUCUGAUCUCACGAAGAUACAACGAGCAGACCGCCAACCUCACACCGGGUUUCGGCACUCAAUCAUGUCCUUGUUGCCACAAUACAGCAAAUCAGCAAGCUCUUCCAGGCAAUGCGGCCCAGACGACAAACUCGCCACACGCUAGCGGCCUCUCGCAGCCAAAGAACAAUGCAACCAAGCGGAUGGAGAUACUCGAGGAUGUCGAAAAGACUCUGGAGAAGUAUGAUGAGCUUUUGCUUCGCGAACAUGAGAUUUCUUCCAUUCGCGAGUCUACCGCAAAGCAGCGGGCGAGCUUGGGCAACUUCAUCUACAACGGAAAGAAAUGCGGACCCGGAAAGAACAAGAAGCCUCUAGCGAACCAGGAGAAUAAGCUCAUAUACCGAAAAGACGACUCCCUGCUUCUGGGUACACAGGAAGAUGCCUGGCUCGGGACUGCGGCGGAGUCAAUGAAACGGCUGAUGCCUGCAAUAUUGAGACGGUAUCUCCUCAUGACGCGAGAAGACCGAGAGAAGAGCACCACGUCCACCACGGAAUAUCUGUCAAACCACCGCGUCAACAGCUUCGUGAAGGCUGUCGUCUCUGUCGCGAGCACCAUUCUUCUGGUGCUUCCCAUCAUCAUCCUGUACGCUUUGAGUACACACGGAGCAUCUGGGUGGCUCAAGAUUGGGAUCCUGCUGGUCUUUGUCGUGGCUUUCGCGCUUGCAUUGGCAAUGCUCACCAACGCCUCGAGGAGUGAAAUGUUUGGCGCCUCCGCCGGUUACACUGCCGUCCUUAUUGUCUUCUUGACGUUCACAGGGUCGUGA
Messenger RNA from Cladophialophora carrionii CBS 160.54, 1254 nucleotides. RefSeq lists its product as uncharacterized. The transcript has 4 exons. Bases 1 to 1254 code for a protein of 417 amino acids. NCBI's taxonomy places the organism in Eukaryota, Fungi, Ascomycota, Eurotiomycetes, Chaetothyriales, Herpotrichiellaceae. The record is from RefSeq and is a predicted model, not a curated record.